Messenger RNA from Dama dama (fallow deer), 7480 nucleotides. RefSeq names its product POU class 2 homeobox 2 (gene POU2F2). Gene Ontology annotation, biological process: regulation of transcription by RNA polymerase II. The record is from RefSeq and is a predicted model, not a curated record. Gene Ontology annotation, cellular component: nucleus. Gene Ontology annotation, molecular function: DNA-binding transcription factor activity, RNA polymerase II-specific; RNA polymerase II cis-regulatory region sequence-specific DNA binding. The transcript has 17 exons. Bases 25 to 2271 code for a protein of 748 amino acids. NCBI's taxonomy places the organism in Eukaryota, Metazoa, Chordata, Mammalia, Artiodactyla, Cervidae.
UUGGCCCCCAGAGAGGGCGGGGAGAUGACACAGUUGUUCCCCAAGCCCUGCGGGGCGGGCAGCAUGGUUCACUCCAGCAUGGGGGCUCCAGAAAUAAGAAUGUCUAAGCCCCUGGAGGCCGAGAAGCAAGGUCUGGACUCCCCCUCAGAGCACACAGACACUGAAAGAAAUGGACCAGACACUAACCAUCAGAACCCCCAGAAUAAGACCUCCCCGUUCUCCGUGUCCCCGACUGGCCCCAGCACCAAGAUCAAGGCUGAAGACCCCAGCGGCGACACAGCCCCAGCAGCACCCCCGCCUCCGCAGCCGGCUCAGCCACACUUGCCCCAGGCCCAGCUCAUGUUGACUGGCAGCCAGCUAGCCGGACUCACGGCCCUGAUGCCGGCUCAGCAGCAGCUCCUCCUGCAGCAAGCGCAGGCCCAGCUCCUGGCCGCCGCCGUGCAGCAGUCCAGCGCCGCCGCCGCCGCCGCAGCCUCCACCUCCUCCUCCUCUUCCUCCUCCUCCUCCUCCUCGACCUCGCAGCCCCCAGCCUCCUCCUCCUCCGGGGGAGGCGACCUGCCACCACCACAGUCUGCCAGCCAGCCCCCAGGAACCCCACAGCUCACCCUGUCCCAGCCCAUCCAACUCACAGCACAGGACAUCCAGCAGCUCCUCCAGCUCCAGCAGCUGGUGCUUGUGCCAGGUCACCACCUCCAGCCACCUGCUCAGUUCCUGCUGCCACAGGCCCAGCAGAGUCAGCCAGGCCUGCUACCGACGCCAAAUCUAUUCCAGCUACCUCAGCAAACCCAGGGAGCUCUUCUGACCUCCCAGCCCCGGGCAGGGCUGCCCACACAGGCUGUGACCCGCCCCACGCUGCCCGACCCGCACCUCUCACACCCGCAGCCCCCCAAAUGCUUGGAGCCACCAUCCCAUCCCGAGGAGCCCAGUGAUCUGGAGGAGCUGGAGCAGUUCGCUCGCACCUUCAAGCAACGCCGCAUCAAGCUGGGUUUCACACAGGGUGACGUGGGCCUGGCCAUGGGCAAGCUCUAUGGCAACGACUUCAGCCAGACGACCAUUUCCCGCUUCGAGGCCCUCAACCUGAGCUUCAAGAACAUGUGCAAACUCAAGCCCCUUCUGGAGAAGUGGCUCAACGAUGCAGAGACUAUGUCUGUGGACUCAAGCCUGCCCAGCCCCAACCAGCUGAGCAGCCCCAGCCUAGGUUUCGACGGGCUCCCCGGCCGGAGACGCAAGAAGAGGACCAGCAUCGAGACAAACGUCCGCUUCGCCUUAGAGAAGAGUUUUCUAGCGAACCAGAAGCCUACCUCAGAGGAGAUCCUGCUGAUCGCAGAGCAGCUGCACAUGGAGAAGGAAGUAAUCCGCGUCUGGUUCUGCAACCGGCGCCAGAAGGAGAAACGCAUCAACCCCUGCAGCGCGGCCCCCAUGCUGCCCAGUCCGGGCAAGCCGGCCAGCUACAGCCCCCACCUGGUCACACCGCAAGGGGGCGCCGGGACCCUGCCAUUGUCCCAAGCUUCCAGCAGUCUGAGCACAACAGCCCGCCAGGUUCCUCUGUCCAUGGGAUUUCCCAGGCAAGAAUACUGGAGUGGGUUGCCCUGCCCUCCUCCAAGGGAUCUUCCCGACCCAGAGAACGAACCGGCGUCUCUUAGGUCUCCUGCAUUGGCAGUUACUACCUUAUCCUCAGCUGUGGGGACACUCCACCCUAGCCGGACAGGUGGAGGGGGUGGGGCCGGGGGCGGGGCCGCGCCCCCCCUCAAUUCCAUCCCCUCUGUCACCCCCCCACCCCCGGCCACCACCAACAGCACAAAUCCCAGCCCUCAAAGCAGCCACUCAGCUAUCGGCUUGUCGGGCCUGAGCCCCAGCACGGGAAGCACAAUGGUGGGGUUGAGCUCCGGGCUGAGUCCAGCCCUCAUGAGCAACAACCCUUUGGCCACUAUCCAAGCCCUGGCCUCUGGUGGAACCCUCCCCCUUACCAGCCUUGACAGCAGCGGGAACCUGGUGCUGGGGGCGGCUGGUGCAGCCCCAGGGAGCCCAGGCCUGGUGACCUCACCACUCUUCUUGAACCACGCUGGGCUGCCCCUGCUCAGCGCCCCGCCUGGCGUGGGCCUGGUCUCGGCAGCCGCUGCGGCCGUGGCGGCCUCCAUCUCCAGCAAGUCUCCUGGCCUCUCCUCGUCCUCCUCCUCGUCCUCCUCCUCGUCCUCCUCCACCUGCAGUGAGACGGCAGCACAGACCCCUGGAGGCCCAGGGGGACCCGAGGUAGGGUCCAAGCCCGAGUGAGGGCCCGCCAUGCCUCCCCUCCGACUCCUCUGACCCCCCUGCCUCUGUCCCCCGCCUGGGAAGUGGGCGAGGAGGCCAGUGGUGGGGGCACCGAGGGUCCUCGGAGCAAGAGUGACAAGGGAGGAAAGACCAAAAAAUAAAAAAAUAAAAAGCAAAAGACCAACCAACAAACCAAAAAGAAAAAAAAGAAAGAAAAGAAAUCAACCAACAGAAAAAAGAAAACCAAAAAUAAUCACAAAGAAACCAGCUGCCCCAAAGGAACCAGAGAUGAAAAACAAACAUUAAAAACAAAAACCAAAAAACAAACAAAAAGUUCCUCACCAAACUGAACAAACCAAAUACCAGUCUGGAGCCAGACCUCAAUGUGCUCACCCUCACUGCUACGACACCAAAUAGGAGCCCAGCCAGGGGCAUCACAGCCUCAGCAGGGCGGACCUUACUCGACCCCUGGUGUAGGGCCAGGGCCCCCCCUGGGGGGCGGUGGCCAGAGAAGGAAAAAGAGAAUGUGCCAGCCUUCCAGCCUGUACCCCCUGCCCUGGGCCAGCCAAGACAGGGCACAGCCUGCGGUGGAGGGGGUGGGCUCAGAACUACCCACCAAAUAUUCUUUUCCAGAAGGUGAAAGAGAAAGGGCCUGAACAACCUUACACCAAAUAUUCAGUAGCUUCAUCCAAAGGAUGUACAGAAUUUUUAGCAUUGUGCUCAACAGAAUGUGUCCCUGUUGUGUGUCCCCCCCUCUCUCCUGGCCCCUAGCUCUCCCCGCCCGGGCAGGGGGUCUCGCUUUAACCUCCUCCCUCCCCCACCCAGGGGAGAGUUCAAGGCAAGGCCUGGGAUGACUUUUCAGCCCUUUUACCUCCUCCGCCCUUUCCCUUUGAAGGGUGGGCUAGGCCAUUUUGCCAAGCUCUAGCUCUCACAUGUUCCCCCUACCCCCACCCCCCGCCCCCCGCCCACCCGUCACCUCACCCUCUUCUGCUCAGGAACCUCCCACUAUCCCUGGUCCAAGGGAAGGAGGAAGUUUCAGACAAGAGAGGAGAAGGUGAGGGCGUUCAAGUUGUCUUUUUUUCCAUCCUCGUCUGUCAGUUUCCCUUAAAGAAAAAAAAAAUUUCAUAUUCCAGUGCCUAUCCGUGGGAUCCUUCACGUUCUUUGACAUUUUUGACCAGAAACCAAAAAGAGAACUCACCUCGCUCUUCCCACCCUGUGCCCCUCCGAUACUGGCAGAUGCCUCUUCCUCCCCCCUCCACCCCACAUGCACACACGCACGCACCCCAGUGGUGGGGUUCCUCCAGAUGGCGUCCCCAUCAGGGUCCAUGUGGCAGGGACAGUGCCAUGGACCGUGGUCCCCAUCCGAGAGGGCGCUGUGGUGACCACCACUCCCACAAGACCUCCCUUGAGUCUUGGCUGGACCCCAGGUUUGCCCAGCCCUGGACGCAUCUCACUGGACAGAGGAGAGACGCUGCUGGGAGCCACGUUGCCCUCCUGCUAUUGGGGAGGCCAACAAAGUUUUGAACCAAAAAAAACAAAACAAAAAAACCAAACAAACAAUAAAUUAAAACUAGGAAAAAAGAAAGAAUUUAUAGAUAUAUAUAUAUUUAAGGGAAAGAAGACGAGGACUCUUCAACGAAUAAGAAGGAGCCGCAAGGUGGAGCCAGGCCCCUGCACCAGUGGUCCAGGCCUUUGGUCCCCAAGGCGGAUGGAAGGAUGGAUGCUUCUUUCUCUUCACAAAUACCUCAUGGACGUCGUCUUCGGGAAAGCUGGAGGGGGGCGGCUGGGGCCGGGCCUGCCCCUCAGCCAGGGCGGAUGGAAGCGGGUGGGCAGGGCUGAGAGAGGCUGUCAGGGACGGGGGUGAAGAGCCCCAAGCUCCCUGCCUCCCCCCCCCCCAAUCAACUGAAAAAGCUUUAAAAAAACAAAACAGGAAAAAAGAAAUGAGAAAGCAAAAAAGAAUGGACGAAGGAAAACUAACAAACUUUCGGGUGGUUUGAUUCCUCCUUUUGAGUUCUUCUGUCCUCUUCAGUCUGUCCUCUCUCCCAUCUCCUCCUUUCUCUCGUCUGUCCCUCCCUCUUCCUCCCCUCUUCUCUCACCUCUCACCAUCUCCUGUUUCUGUGUCUCUCCUCAAACCAAAGUGUUGCUGUGAAGGACGCGAGCCAUUGAAAUCAGAGUGGCCCCCGCCCCUGGCUGGGCAGGCGCAGAGGGAGGGGAGAGCCCCAGGAGCCUGGCGGGGCUGCCCAACACUCCCAGGAGAGGCAGACGGAGCCUCGGAUGCCACCCUGGGCCCCGAGGCCUCAGCGUUCUCACUUUCUUUCUUGUCUCCCUUCUCCCACCUGGGAAAUGAAACUUUCGGGCUGGGCCAUGGAGGCAGCAGAGACUCAGCUGUUUCAGGGGUCUCGGGGUGCCUUGUCUGGGAAGUGGUGGAGCGGUUGCCCCUCCCACCCUGGCACCGAUGGGGCCUGGCAUGCCGUUGACCCAUCCUCGCCAGAAUGUAAGCAUCUCCGCUGAACCUACUCCCCGCCCUUACCCUACCUCUGAGUUUGUCCGUUUUUAUUUCCUGAAGAGAAGGGACUGGCUAGCGGGCCUGGGCCCUAGCCCAAGGGUGGAGACGGGGCCACGGGCUCAUGAACGGAUAGGAAGGACGUUUGAGCAGAGCCAAGUGAAAGGAAUUGCAACCAAAAACCCCUCCGAGAAGACAGGCAGCAUGGAAGGCAUGGUGGAGAUGACUCAAAAAACUAUGAUUCUAGACCAAAAAAUAGAAAAAAAAGAAAAAGAAAAAAAAAAGAAAAAAAAGAAAAAAAGAAAAAAAGAAAGAAAAUCCAGGACUCACCACCACCCACUUCAUCCUGCUUCCUCCCCAUCAAGUCCUGCGUCCUGGACUGCUGCUCCUCCUCCACCCCAGUACCCAGUAGGAAGCUGGCAGAGAGGAGAGGAGGAAGCAGGGGACAGGGAUGGGCCUAUGCCCUGACAUUGGUGGAGGGACCCCCGUGUAGCCAGGGUGGUGGGGACCCUCCCCAUCCAACCCCCAUUAUCUGGGAAAAGAAAAAGAGAAAAAGAAAAUUCCUGGGAGGGGGAAAAAAUAACCAAAUCCCAAGCUUUAACUACAGCUGUGAAACCAAAUAUUGGGAAGGGGGUGGGAGGGAGGGAGGGGCAAGUGUGCCCCAGGUCUCCCCCCUGGGCCCCCCUCCCCCGAGGACUCGAGAUAAGGCACCAAAUACCUCAUAGAACUUUAAUGUUAAAAAAUGGAAACCAAAUAUCGUUGGCUGGGGGCCAGCCAGGGCAAGGGGCUGGGGGGCUGAGGGAGCCAGGGUUAGGAAGGUGAUGGGGGAAUUCAUGCCCCCCACCUCCCUCUGCCCCUUCCACUCCAGCCUCCCCCGUCUCGACUCCGGGAAACAAAACUAUCUCAUCGUUUUUAUUUUGUGGUCUGUACAGAGCCUGUGUCCGUGUGUCUGUGUGCGAGCGAGAGAGUUGGGGGGCUGGGGAACUUUAUGUGGGGUUGGGGAAGGAGACCCCAGGCCAGGUUCUGGGCUAGGGGAGAUGUCUGAGGUGGGGGGGUCAGGGGCCUGGGCAAGGAAGAAGGAUGAGUGGACUGGAGAAAGUGGGAGCCCUCAAUUUCUCCUCCCCAACCCUGACCUUACUCAAGGGAGGGACAGAGACUGGGUCUACCUAACGGUGGACCUUUUAAUUGUGCCAAAAAAAAAAAAAUGCCAGUAACUAAAACACCUCUCUCUGGUCUCUUCUGGGAGGGUGGGGGCUGGAAGUGGGAGGAAGGACUGCGGGAGGGUAAGUAGGGUCAGUGGCUAUGAAGAACCCAAGGCUCUGUGUGAACUGGGGCUACGACCAGGAGGAGGGGUAAGGCUCUGAGUUUCCCGCAUGUCUCCUCCCUGGGGAAGGCCAAGAGAGGGUCUCCAAGCCCUGCACCCUGGGAAGAUGGGGUACGGGACUGGCCAUGUGGUGAGGGCACCUCUUGACCUGGCUAGAUCUCCUCCCCUACCCAAAUCCCAGGGUGCCUCUCUCCCUUUAGCCCAGGGUAGGGAGAGCUGAGUGAGAGAGAGAGUGAGACAGACUGAGCAAGACUGAGACACGCGGGCCCCCACUGGCCUCCGAGUGGGAAAGGCAAGUGCGAGAGAUAAAGGCCUCCAAGAGAAAAAAGAAACAAACCAAAGAUUUAACCAUUUAAAAAAAAAAAACCCACAGACAACUCCGCUACCUUUUUAUACGUUGGAAAAAAAAGUGAAAAAAAUUAAAAAAUUAAAAUUAAAAAAAAAAAAAUACACAAAAACUCCAAGCCGCAGUUCCUUCAUGCGGUUUGAACUUUGACCUCAGCAGUCUCCAAAGCAAGAUGACGAUGAGAAAGGGGAACAAAAGAAAGAAAAAAUAAUGUAUAUUUUUAAGUAUUUGUCCUUGAGAUGUUAGCUCCUUGUUAAACACAAAAAGGAGAGAAAAAUCCAGAGAGAAGCGUUGCUGGGACGGAGACAACUAUUUACUAUGUCUGUGACCCCUCCCCUCUGCUUCCCCUUCCUCUCCUUUCCUCUGUCCCUGCUGUCCCUCCCCCAACCUGUCCCCCAAGCCUAGGGGCUCAGUAUUUAUUUAUUUAUAUGAUUGCAGGGUGACUGGGGGCCUCUCUUGGCAGUUUGUGGAGAGGCCCUUUGGAUCAUGGUAGGGUGGGGAAGGGGCGAGGGGUCUGGAGAAAAGCAGGAGCCUGAUCUUUGGUCAGUUCCUCUCUGCCGGCUCCCUCUGGCUUCUCAUGACACUGCUGCCACCUUCACCUCCCAAAUCCAAGGCUUCACGAGGGCAAGGUGACCAUCCCACCUUGUGAAGAUGAAACUGGUUCAGCCCUUUCUGGGGUGGGUGUCUUUCCCCUUUGAAAGACCAGGUUCGAAUGGGGAGGGGAAGAGGUGGCGAGUAGUGGGCAAGGGAGACCAGGGAGUCUUACCCAAACAUGAAGCAGGCCCUGGAGGAGACCCGCCUCUCCUCCAUUCUCCCCAAGUUAGCCCCCUUUCAGUUCUGUUUGUCCCCUGUGUUGGUAGCCCCUCCCCUCCCCCCAACCCCCCCUCCACCCCCGUCUCUUCUCGUGGUAGCGGGUUAGCGUUUCAGUGUUCUUAACUCCAAUCUGCUUGUUCAUUGUACAAUGUGCUUCUUUUAAGGCCCCAUUUUUGUAACUUGAGUGUGUCAUUCAUCUGAACAACAUCAAAAAAUAAAAAAUGAAAAACUGUACAGAGAGAAA